AUGUUCAGCAUUGAAAAGACCAUCGUCCCUCUUCCCAUCCCUCUUGUUCCAGGCACAUCUUCGUCCGCUUCCCAGGAAAUUUACUCAGGUGGCAGUGUGCAGCUCUGGUCCGAUUACCUCAAGGUGCCGUUGCAUCCCAAAAGCGUCUACGUCGUCCGUCAGUACAUGCACGAUGGGGUAUGUGGUUGUCUGGAAGCCUUUGGACAAGGUGAAAGUCUCCUGCAGGAUCCUGGCUGCAUAGAGGAGUUGGAAGAUAGGUUGCAUUUUUACGUUGAAGAGUGCGAUUACUUGCAGGGGUUUCAAGUCCUCUGCGAUCUACACAAUGGAUUCUCUGGAGUUGGUGCCAAGGUGACAGAACUGAUCUGCGACGAAUAUUCAGGAAAAGGAAUCCUGACCUGGGGCUUGACUCCAGUCAUGAGUGACAUGGCAGAUUACCAGAAGAACGUGUACAGACUGAUGAACACAGCCCUUGGAAUUGUCCAUCUCUCCAGUCACAGCUCCCUCUUUUGCCCUAUGUCACUCAGUGGGAGUCUAGGAAUCAGGCCGCAACCUCCCAUCACUUUUCCGUAUAUAAACUACGACGCAUCACUUAACUACCACAGCAGUGCAAUUUUGGCAGCAGCACUUGAUACCCUCACUGCUCCUUACCGACUCUGCUCCUCUCAGGGAUCCAUGACGCACCUUGCUGAAACACUUAACUUCUCUGGGAGAAAGGUGGUGGCUGCGUGGGCUUCCGUUCCCUUUCCUGCGCUGCAGGGCUACUCGCUUCCUGAUACUUUAUGCACCUAUCAGCAGGACGUGCCCUGGAAGCUUCUGUCUUCAUGUAGGGAGAAAAAGGUCAGCUGCUGUUUCGCCCAGUCUGUUGUGCUACGAGGAAUUUGCAAAGAACAUUCCAUCAGCAGCUGUCCUGGCAAGCAGCCCACUUCUCCACUCCAUGCUUGUGAGAACACAGAGCAGGCUCUGCAGCACUACCUGCACACCGUGUUUCCGGGGGCAUUCAGCACAUCCCACGUGCUUGAGCAGCCAUGUAGUACUCUACCUCCAUACCCUCAGUUUUUCAGUCCUCUUCUCACCAGACAAGGCUUCCUCCUGGACAAACCUCCCAGUUAUUCUUCAGCAGGUGUUGAAAGCAUCCCUGUACUAGCAGCUCUGCAGUCUUCACCAGUUCUGCACACACUCCUCUACAGCUUAUACAAGGAUCUACGGAAGCUGAACACACGACGAUGGGCCAGCUUCUUUGCUGCUGGAGUUGAACAGGACAACUUCCAGGAUGCCUUAGAGGAGCUGAGAACUCUAUCCCAGUGCUAUGAAGUGGGGUUUGAAGCAGAUGAAUCUGAAGAUGAAGCAGAUUUAGACUAA
Messenger RNA from Merops nubicus (carmine bee-eater), 1359 nucleotides. It is a transcript of the gene MSTO1, whose product is annotated as misato 1, mitochondrial distribution and morphology regulator. The record is from RefSeq and is a predicted model, not a curated record. The coding region runs from base 1 to 1359 and encodes 452 amino acids. The transcript has 9 exons. Lineage: Eukaryota; Metazoa; Chordata; Aves; Coraciiformes; Meropidae. Gene Ontology annotation, cellular component: cytoplasm. Gene Ontology annotation, biological process: mitochondrion distribution.